AUGUUAUAUAGUAUUUGUCAAUCAUCAUCAUCAUCAAUAGAAUAUGAUUCUUCUUUCAAAUUGAAUUCCAAAAUCAAUGGCACUCAAGGUUUUUCUAGUGAACAAGGAACCAAUGGAGUAACAGCUCCUAUUUCACACGAUAAAAGUUCAGAUAGAGAUUUCAAAAAGAAAAAAAUGUUAUUUAAACAUCUUGGAAAUAUUAAUUUUAAUUGUCAAUCAUCUUCAUCUUCAUCUUCAUCUUCAUCCAAAAUCAAUGGUACACAAGGUUUUUCGGGUGAACAAGGAUCCAAUGGAGUAGCAGCUCCAAUUAGACGUAGAAUGAGUGGAAAUAGUAAUGAUCUUCCAAAUGAACCGAAUAUGAGUCAUCUGGGUUCAAAAGACUAUCAGAAUGUCUAUGAACCAGCACAAGAUUCAUUUCUGUUUAUUGAUGCUCUAAAGAAGGAUGUCGAGUAUCUGAAGGGAUUGCGACCACUCGUUGCCGUGGAGAUUGGAUCGGGCAGUGGUUUCGUCAUCAGCUAUCUAUCGAUGCUACUCAAUAACGAUGGUUAUUUCUUGUCGACCGAUAUCAACCCGAUCGCUGCAAUGACCAGCACCCGAACAGCUACACACAACAACGUGCGUCUCGAUGUAGUGAACACCUCGUUUCUCAGUGGCAUAGACCGACUGCUUGGCAAUGUAGAUGUACUGCUCUUCAAUCCUCCCUACGUUCCGACGCCAUCCGAAGAGAUCGAGCAAGGUGGUAUCGCCGCAUCUUGGGCAGGUGGAAUAGACGGUCGUGAAGUAAUAGAUAAACUACUUCCACAAAUAAGUAAUAUACUAUCAGAGAAAGGAUGUUUCUAUAUUGUUUUGGUUGAAGAAAAUAAACCAGCUGAAGUGGUGGCAAUCAUGAAGAAAUAUAAUUUUAAACACAAAGUGGUUGGAUACAGACAAGCAUUUAAUGAAAAACUUUAUAUCGUAAAAUUCUACAGAAGUUAA
Heterostelium album PN500 is the source of this 975-nucleotide messenger RNA. RefSeq lists its product as uncharacterized. The record is from RefSeq and is a predicted model, not a curated record. Gene Ontology annotation, biological process: methylation. NCBI's taxonomy places the organism in Eukaryota, Evosea, Eumycetozoa, Acytosteliales, Acytosteliaceae. The transcript has 7 exons. Gene Ontology annotation, cellular component: eRF1 methyltransferase complex. Gene Ontology annotation, molecular function: S-adenosylmethionine-dependent methyltransferase activity; protein methyltransferase activity; nucleic acid binding. The coding region runs from base 1 to 975 and encodes 324 amino acids.